This is a messenger RNA of Aegilops tauschii subsp. strangulata, 384 nucleotides long. The record is from RefSeq and is a predicted model, not a curated record. Lineage: Eukaryota; Viridiplantae; Streptophyta; Magnoliopsida; Poales; Poaceae.
AUGGCGCUUGGUGGUGGGCGGCUGCGGCGGGGCGAGGGAGGAGGCGGGGGCCAGGGCGACUGUGGGCUGCGGAGGGACGACGUGCUGGCCAGCACGCCGCCGCUUGGAGCCGAGGACGUGGGUGGCGGCGCCACCACCGACGCGACCUGCGCCUGGCUCGGGACGGGCGGCUGCUGGGCCGACGUGGGCGUCGCGGAGGCGGCAAUUGGGGGCGGGGCGACGGGCGGGGCAAGGGAGGAGGCGGGCGUGAGGACGGGGGCCGGCGGCGGCUCCAUGGCGCGCGGCGGCCGGCGGCGAUUGGGGGCGGGGCGACGGGCGGGGCAAGGGAGGAGGCGGGCGACGAACCUGAUUUUUCCCUCCCGCGCGCGCGCAACGGACAAAUAG